This is a messenger RNA of Mesorhabditis spiculigera, 1560 nucleotides long. The record is from the annotation of a GenBank genome assembly. NCBI's taxonomy places the organism in Eukaryota, Metazoa, Nematoda, Chromadorea, Rhabditida, Rhabditidae.
AUGUCCGUCGCUUCAUUAUCGGUACGUUUCCGUAAAUGGGAAGACGUACUCGUGGAAGGGUGGCUGCACAAAAGAGGAGAGCAUAUCAAGAAUUGGCGGCCACGUUACUUCGUGCUCUUCCGCGAUGGUGCCCUGGUGGGCUUUAAAUCAAAGCCCGAGCACGGCCAGCCCUUUCCGGAGCCCCUCAAUGAUUUUAUGAUCAAGGAUGCGCAGGUAUGUACCCUGGAGAAACCGCGAGCCAACAUGUUCAUGAUUCGAUGCCUGCAAUGGACCACGAUUAUUGAGAGGACGUUUUAUGCUGAUUCAGCAGAGACCCGGCAACGCUGGGUGGAGGCAAUCGAAAAGAUCGCCAGCACGUACAAGGCAAUGAUGGACGAGGGACAGUCGAUGGAUGAAGCCAUGGAUAUCGUGUCGCAGGUUUCCGGUGACGAUGUGUCGGCUUCUGGCUUUUCGAUGGCUUCAGAAGUGGCCCCAGGCCAAGGACCAUUCCCUCAACCCUCGAUGGCCACCGAAACCCUGGCUGAUGCUUCUGAUGCCGCACGUCGUGACCGAAUUACGAUGGACGACUUUGAAUUCCUGAAACGAGAAGAGAACCAGCCGCCUUACGCUAUCAAGAUUCUGAAGAAGGAGGUCAUCAUCGCACGGGAAGAAGUUGCGCAUACCUUGGCGGAAAAUCGUGUUCUUCAGCGGUGUCGGCAUCCAUUCCUUACGGAACUGCGCUACUCUUUCCAAACGCCGUUCCACCUCUGCUUUGUGCUCGAAUUUGCGAACGGCGGCGAGCUGUUCACCCAUUUACAGAAAUGCCGUGUAUUCCCGGAGGCUCGUGCUCGAUUCUACGGGGCUGAGAUCGUGCUGGCCCUGGGAUACCUUCAUCAUUUGGCGAUUGUCUACCGUGAUAUGAAGCUCGAGAACCUGCUGCUCGACAAGGACGGACACAUCAAGAUUGCUGAUUUCGGUCUGUGCAAGGAGGACAUUUCAUUUGGGGACAAGACGAGCACAUUCUGUGGAACACCCGAAUAUUUGGCACCGGAGGUGCUGGAAGACAACGACUACGGCCGUCAGGUGGAUUGGUGGGGAGUGGGAGUGGUGAUGUACGAGAUGAUGUGCGGGAGAUUGCCCUUCUACGCCCAGGAGCACGAGCAAAUGUUCGAGCUCAUCAUCCGGGGCGAGCUGAGAUUCCCGUCCCGAUUGAGCCAAGAAGCCAAAUCCCUGCUCACCGGGUUGCUCGUCAAGGAUCCGCUGCAAAGACUUGGCGGCGGCCCAGACGAUGCUAUUGAAAUCACACACCACCCGUUCUUCGGAUCGAUCGAUUGGCAGCGGUUGUACAAUAAGGAGAUUGAGCCGCCAUUUAAGCCGCUCGUCACCUCCGACACCGACACCUCUUAUUUUGAUACCACGUUUACCUCUGAGCCAGUCCAACUGACGCCUCCACCAGUACGCGCCGGUCCCCUCGAUACGGUUGCCGAAGAGGAGGAGAUGAUCCAACAAAACUUUACCCAUUUCUCCUACAAACACGAGGCCAGCCCCCGACAACAUCAGCAGGCCGUCGAAAUGAUGGAA